Messenger RNA from Heterobilharzia americana, 354 nucleotides. The record is from the annotation of a GenBank genome assembly. Lineage: Eukaryota; Metazoa; Platyhelminthes; Trematoda; Strigeidida; Schistosomatidae.
AUGUCGGUGGAUUAUAAUAGUAGGAGGCGUUCUAAUUCACUUGUUCCAAGAAUUGUUGAAAAUUUGCCGAAUGAUCCCAUCACUGGACAGUCAAUUUUAUUUAAAACAGUAUUCAAAGGAAGGGGUCGUACUAAAAUCGUUGAUCCUUCUGGUUUCUCCGAUGGAAAAGCUAAUCAAUUACUACCAAAACAUUUACGGAAAAAGCGCAAUCAUGGUUAUUUGUAUUGUUUAACUGAUCGGAUAAGAUUUGAAAGGAAAAGUCGAUCAAAAUUAUUCCGCGAUCAAGUAUUUUAUAAGGAUAUAAAAUUUAUUUACUUUUUUCAAAUUCACCAAAUGUUUUUAUGUUGGCGCUGA